This is a messenger RNA of Ilex paraguariensis (yerba mate), 630 nucleotides long. The record is from the annotation of a GenBank genome assembly. NCBI's taxonomy places the organism in Eukaryota, Viridiplantae, Streptophyta, Magnoliopsida, Aquifoliales, Aquifoliaceae.
AUGUGGGAUUUUGAGAAGAGAUUGUCUAAGGUUGAGGUUGCAUUGGGUGAAUUGCGAACGGGCCAAGAAGCAUUGUCUGCGAAGUUCACAGUUGAAGUAACUGAAAUUAAAAAGAUGCUAGAAAUGCUUUCAGAAAAUGUGUCUACAAUUGGGAGAGAACCACCUACAAAGGAGUAUGUCCACAAUGUGAACCAGGGAGUAUGCGAUGACAAUGAAAUUGAGGUUCAUGAUGAUAGCAACACCGAGGUUGUUGAUGGUUUGGUUCACCAUAUUACUGAUGUUAGUGAUGACGUAGGAAAUGCAAUAUGGAACUUCAUUUUUCAUGACGGACUUGAUGCAGCUGAGACGAUUGUUGAGUUUGGAAAAUUUGAUGCAACAAGAAUGACAAUGAAGUCAUUGGGACCUAGACAAUGGUUGUCGAGCGAGUUAAUCAAUGUCGCUGCAUGCAUUAUGCCACCCACAGAUAUGGGAAACAAUGAGACACAGAAUGCCAGGUGGUAUAUUCCGACUUGGUUUGCGGCAUCGUCGUCUAAUGUUAGAAAGGAUCAAGCAUUAAAGCUGGUUACCCAUCCACAGAAUAAAAAACGAGCAAAAAUAAUUGUCAAGUCAUUGAACCUCCGGGACAUAUAG